This is a messenger RNA of Homalodisca vitripennis (glassy-winged sharpshooter), 2325 nucleotides long. Its product is annotated as growth arrest-specific protein 1-like. The record is from RefSeq and is a predicted model, not a curated record. The transcript has 5 exons. Lineage: Eukaryota; Metazoa; Arthropoda; Insecta; Hemiptera; Cicadellidae. Gene Ontology annotation, biological process: regulation of cell cycle. The coding region runs from base 177 to 899 and encodes 240 amino acids.
ACAUCUCAAUCUUGAGUCGGACUUCGCUGCGAGUGGUUGUGUGUGAGUGCGCGUGCGUGCAUUGACAGUACAGUGAAUGGUGAAUAGUGUCACAUGAUAACGCGGCGCAUAGGAAUCCGGAGUACCGCCCUGGAGAUUUGAAAUGACUACUUUACUUAUUGUAUUACAUUGAGGUGAUGUUUCCUCUGGCGCUGGUGGCUGCCUUGCUGUGGACUGGCGGAGACACCUUCUCCCACUCCCGCUCGCACACCGUGUCUUGCGAGGAGGCGCGCCUCAAGUGCGCUUACCGCACGGGCUGCGGCAUGGCGCUCCAGAACUAUAUAGUGGGCUGCUCCACUGUCCUGCGGGACAGCGCUGGAGCUUGUCCAGAGAGUUGUCAGCACGCGCUCAUCGCUCUCACUUCUACCGACGAGGGCAAGGACCUCAUGACGUGUGAGUGCACGGACGAGAUGUGUCGGGAGACAAAGGAGCGGGUGGAGGUCUGCAGGCCACAGGUGACCCGAGCCACCCACAAUGAGUCCAUCGUCUCCUGUCGUGUGGCGGAGUGGAUCUGUUCGGCAGACGGAGUGUGUUCGACAGCGCUCGAUUACUACCACCACUACUGCCGUUCAAUGUUCCAAGGGCGCAAGUGUUCCAACCGUUGCAAGAACAGCAUAUCCAUCCUACGUCGUCAGGAGAAGGCGGCCAAGCUGACCACCUGUGUGUGUGAUGGUAGAGAAGGCUACGACUGUGUCCAGAUCAGAACCAACAUGGCGCGACUCUGCUAUCACAGGGAGCCCGAACCUUUUGGUACCGUCCCACCGAUGGUGGAUACCCCUAGCAACCCUCGGGAACCUAGUGGAGCAUCCCUACCAAGGGCCGUUCUCUUGCUGGUCUUGUCCUGUUUGCUUGCGACAUGACACAGGCUGUGGCAUCAGCGAAAUGAGAACAAAACAGAACCAAUGUGAAAUCUACCUCAGUGGCAGCAAGGUCCUCAGCACAGUGCAGUACCACAGUUACCACACCAGCCUAGUUCCUCCCACCACUCUGUUCCUCACUUUGAUUUUAACAGGCUUUAACUACAAAUAUUUAUUGUUUCGCAUCAAACUAUUGUAUAUGCAUGUAACAUUUUGUAUAAAUUGUAAAUAUGUUGUGAAUAUUCUCGUUGUAUACUUUUGUACAUUUUCUACACUGCAAACGAUUGUACAUGAUAGACAUUGGUUAAGUCUUACUGUGUCAGUGGAUCGUCAGUAAAUAUUGUAAAAAACAAAGCGCCAAAGAAUAGAACAGUUUAUCUUUGUAAAAGUUAAUUAUUUAUUUUUGUUAUAUAGUUCUCUAAGUUUGCGACUUUUUUACACAAAAGUUAAUACCUUUUUACAAAUUGUAACCUGUAUUAGAUAACUUAUUUUGCCAAGAUGAUGGAGUCAGGUUUACAAAAAUGUUUGAUUAUAAAAGUAUCAAAUACUUUAAAAUCAACUUCAAAAUUUUGAUUGAUCACUAUAUUUAAUUAUUAUUUAAAAGAGUAAAAUAUGAAAAUUAAUAAAAAUAUAAUUAAAUAUAAUUUCUAUGUUAUUAUCCAAUAUUUUUAUUUAUUAAAUUUUGGUAUUUUACAUGUUUUAAUUAGUAGCAUAAAGUAUUAUUUUCUAUACAAAUGAUAUUAUUAGUAGUACAAUGUUAGUUCCUUAGAAUAUUUUAAGAUGACUAUGGUAUAAAUAACAUUGACGAAACAGCUUUAUGAAUUAUGUAUUGUUUAUUAAAAUAAAUAACAUAAUUGAAUAAAUUAAUAAAUCACUGUUAUGUUUGCAUUGAUAAAGAGUGUUGUUUUACAAUAUUUUAUAAUAUUUUAGUCUAUCAUCAAGUUCUUUAAAGAUACUCUGUAAUUUAAAUUAAUUCAACCACAGUAAAUUGUUUUUAAUUUUGUAAUGUUUUGAUCACUUUUAAAGUAUUUAUAUAAACAAAAUAUAGUUAAAACUAAAUUUAAUAUUUCAGUUGUGACCUAUUAUUGGAUAUAUGAAAUGAAUUUGCUAAUUUCAAUUAAUCUUGUGUUGCUCAAUGUAAAUAAAAGUAAACUUCUUCAUGGAAAAGCCAGGUACUUUAUGUAAUAGUUUAUUUAUUGUAUGUUUUAUUUUGUUGAUUUGUUAUAAUCGAAUAUAGUUAUAAACAAAAUUCACUCUGAAAAUAUGUUGUUUAUUUAUUAAAAUUGUUAUUCAUAACGUAUAUGAUAUGAAUGUGGAUAGAUGUAGAGUGAAGGAAAUGUAACACUAGAUGUGUGAUCCGUAUUGGAAUUUUAUACAAGGACAUAAAUAAUUGGAACAAGAGUCUAUAAUAAACGUGUUUUGUACAAAA